CGCGUGCACACUCCAGUCCAGUAGGAGACGGAAAAGCGCCAUUAAACACAAGAAGAAGAGAAGAAUUUGUCUCAGGUGGAUGUGAUCUGCUGUAAAUCAGUAGGAACUGAUCUGUCCAUGCUGGAUAUUGAUGAUUUCAUCACAGAAAUCUCUCAGCUGAAGAAAGAGGUGACGUCACUUAAGACAAAGCUGAUGGAGAGAGAAGACAGGUUACAGGAGCUGGAAAAGGUUUCCUGUCAAUCUUCAGUGUGUGUGACUGAUGAGACCACCACAGAAUGUCAGGAUUCAGUGUGGAGCAGCAGAGAUCAGUCCACACCACAGCGACUGCUGGACAAACUCUCUGAACAGAGAUCCAGAGACACACAGGACUCACAGCUCACUUUACUCUGUUCUACUGAUGGUAAUCAGGGUGAUCAAACCUCCACAGAGUCUCUGACUUCUGUGUGUAAUGCUGGAGAACAGCAGAUGCUGCAGACACCAGUGAAGAUGUGUUCAGUGAAGCUGCUGGACUGCAGGAACCUGAUGAAGAGGAGAGGAGAAAUCAAAGUAGAGGAACAACCGAGUAAUGAAGAUGAUGAUGAUCAAACCUCCACAGAGUCUCUGUCUUAUGUCUGUAAUGCUGGAGAACAGCAGAUGCUGCAGAUACCAGUGAAGAUUGAAGUGAAACAGGAGGAGAUAAAAGAAGAAAACACAGCAGAGGAACAACAGGGAGAUGAAGACGAAUAUAUUUCUUCAGAGCUGAUGGAAGUGAAAGAGAAAUGUCAAGAACUGAAUCAAGAAGAAGACAAACUUCAGUGUCAGAAUCAUCAUGAUUUUAUAACUGGAGAAAAAUCUUUGAGUUGCUCAAAGACUAAGAAGAAUUUAUCACCAGAAAAGCAUAAAAGAAGAGCAGCCAAAAAUAAUUUCAGCUGCACACAGUGUGGAAAGAGUUUCACAAAUAAAAGCCGGUUUAAUAAACACAUGAAAGUUCAUACUGGAGAGAAACCUUACACGUGCCAUCAGUGUGGGAAAAGUUUUGCAAAUCCAGUUUGUCUCAAAGGUCAUCUCCGCUGUCACUCUGGAGAGAGACCAUUUGAAUGUGAAAAGUGUGGUAAAACAUUUGUUUUGAAUUCAAGCCUAAGAAAACAUCUGAAAACUCACACAGAUGAGAAACCUUACAAGUGCUCUUUUUGUGGAAACCAUUUUGCACACCUGUCCUAUUUGAAAAAUCACCAGAAAAUACAUACCGGUGUGAGGGCUCAUAUGUGCUUUGAAUGUGGGAAGACCUUUACUACAGUCGGACACUUGAAACAGCACCAAAGAAUUCAUGAUGGAGAAAAACCAUACAAGUGCUCACACUGUGAAAAGAGUUUCACUCAGUCACAACACCUGAAAACACACGAGAGAAUUCAUACUGGAGAAAAACCUUACAAGUGUUCACAUUGUGGAAAGUGUUUCACUCAGUCACAAAACCUGAAAACACAUGAGAGAAUUCAUACUGGAGAAAAACCUUACAAGUGCUCACACUGUGAAAAGAGUUUUACUCAGUCACAAGACCUGAAAACACACGAGAGAAUUCAUACUGGAGAAAAACCGUACAAGUGCUCACACUGUGAAAAGAGUUUCACUCAGUCAAAAGACCUGAAAACACACGAGAGAAUUCAUACUGGAGAAAAACCUUACAAGUGCUCACACUGUGAAAAGAGUUUCACUCGGUCACAAAACCUGAAAACACAUGAGAGAAUUCAUACUGGAGAAAAACCUUACAAGUGCUCACACUGUGAAAAGAGAUUCACUCACUCAAAAAACCUGAAAACACAUGAGAGAAUUCAUACUGGAGAAAAACCUUACAAGUGCUCACACUGUGAAAAGAGUUUCACUCACUCACAAGACCUGAAAACACACAAGAGAAUUCAUACUGGUGAAAAACCUUACAAGUGCUCACACUGUGGAAAGAGUUUCACUUGUUCACAACACCUGAAAACACAUGAGAGAAUUCAUACUGGAGAAAAACCUUACAAGUGCUCACACUGUGGAAAGAGUUUCACUUGUUCACAACACCUGAAAACACAUGAGAGAAUCCAUUCUGGAGAAAAACCUUACAAGUGCUCACACUGUGGAAAGAGUUUCACUCACUCACAAACCCUGAAAACACAUGAGAGAAUCCAUUCUGGAGAAAAACCUUACAAGUGCUCACACUGUGGAAAGAGUUUCACUCAGUCACAAGACCUGAAAACACAUGAGAGAAUCCAUUCUGGAGAAAAACCUUACAAGUGCUCACACUGUGAAAAGAAUUUCACUCAGUCACAAAGCCUGAAAACACACAAGAGAAUUCAUACUGGUGAAAAACCUUACAAGUGCUCACACUGUGGAAAGAGUUUCACUUGUUCACAACACCUGAAAACACAUGAGAGAAUUCAUACUGGAGAAAAACCUUACAAGUGCUCACACUGUGGAAAGAGUUUCACUCAGUCACAAGUCCUGAAAACACAUGAGAGAAUCCAUACUGGAGAAAAACCUUACAAGUGCUCACACUGUGGAAAGAGUUUCACUCUAUCACAUCACCUGAAAACUCAUGAGAGAUUCCAUACUGGAGAAAAACCUUACAAGUGCUCACACUGUGAAAAGAGUUUCACUCAGUCACAAGACCUGAAAAGACAUGAGAGAAUCCAUACUGGGGAAAAACCUUACAAGUGCUCACACUGUGAAAAGAGUUUCACUAAGUCACAAGACCUGAAAAGAUAUGAGAGAAUUCAUACUGGAGAAAAACCUUACAAGUGCUCACACUGUGAAAAGAGUUUCACUCAUUCACAAGACCUGAAAACACAUGAGAGAAUCCAUACUGGAGAGAAAUCAUACAACUGCUUAUCAUGUGGGAAAAGUUUCAGGGCAGCAAGUAAUCUACAUAGAAAUGAAAAAAAGAAUUGCCCAAGUAGACACACUGAGCAAAAAUCAUCUUCAGGUCCAACAAGAUUUAGUAAAUAGUUGGAAAGAUGAACCCAAAGAUGGAAUUUUUCCAAAAUGAGUAGAAUCCUCUAAGAAAAUUCAUGAUGUUUCGUUUGUGAACGAAUCAGUCUUUUUAAACCAAUCUUUUAAGUGAACUAAUCAUUCUCGUUUAAGUCCAUACACUGACUUAGACUUCAUGUUCACUGACUUCACUCCCUUUCAAAGCCAAAGAGCUCUAUUUUGAUGCGCGAGAAUGGUUUGGUGAUUUUUCAUGCCUGUAAAGACUAACUAUAGUGCAAGCAAAUAGGAUUCGAGGGUGGGAGCAAUUAUUGGUUUCACCGGCUGAACGAAUACACCACUGAAUCAGUUGUGUCCGUUGUUUGAGUCUGAUUGAAAUACAGUAUGUAUUCUUUGUAUUGAUCCAAGAGGUCAGUGUGUGACGUUUUGAUCUUCUAUUGGUCAUGUGUUCUCUCGUCAUGCAGAUUCGCUGUUAAGAGAUCACCAAACUUAAACUUUCGAGAUGCAGCGUAGUAUGAAAUUUCUUUGAUGAUGUUGCCAUUAUUGAUUGAGUACAUAUAAAAUCAGUGUACAAAACGAUAACUUUGCCUUACCCAGAUUCACUACGGUAAGCCUACAAAAAGAAUACAUAUUUUUAGCUGUCGGGUCGGAUUUGGUGCGAAAUCGCAGGCUUAUGUCAGUAAUCCUUGUGUCUUUACGUCAUGUCUGUAAACUUAGAAAAGAAGUACAGGUUGUUGUGUGUUCUGGCGGGGUAAGCAAUGCUGUUCAGUCACAGUUCAGGACAGCAUCGCAGCAGUCCGGUUUGACGUUUAUCUGUUAACGGUUUGGCAAAGUUUUUUACUUGCUUAAUUGCUUGGAUAUAUUUUUUUGAAGUUUAUAUUGCUUUUCAUGCUUUUAUGAAUUGAACAUUAUUCAUGUGUUUACUGGUUCUGAUGUAUCUUUUUUUUUUCCAGGGAAAAUUCCUUUAACAUGUUUACUGACAUUCAUGACUUCUGAUAAUUGAAUAACAUUGCUGUUGUUUUGCCUUGUGUUUUGCCCCUGUCAUCUGUUUCCCCCGGACUACAGUUCCCAUAAUUCCCUGCCCUCAUCACUGUCAGCUGUUCCCAAAUGUUCUCACCUGUGUUCCAUUCCCUCAUUAGUCUUUGUGUAUAUAAUACCCUACAAUAAGUCAGUUAUUGUUUUGCUCCUGUGUUAUGUACGUUUGUUUUAGUUCCCAGUUCCUAGUCUUUCCGUGUUCCAGUGUUUACCCUGUUUUUGUACUUUGUCUGUUUUUUCAUUAAAAUUCAAGCUGUAUCUAGAUCCUGCUCUCGUGACUUUCUUCAAACGUUAGAGAACAACUGACCACACAAAUGGAUCUAGUGGCAUACUUCGUCCAACUGAGCCAUGCAGAUUUAUCUAUAAGGGAAUACUCCCAUUUUUUCACCACCAUUGCCAGCCACACAGGAUUUGAUGAUUCCACCCUGAAAUCCAUAUCGGACUCACAGCUUGCCAGUGGAGGGAAUUGCCGGAGACCUGAAAUUACACGUGGAAGGAAUACGUGAAGAUAAUAUUACAAACUUCCACGGCUUCACCCCUUGAGCCUGCCACGGCUCUGCCUUCCACGGCUUCGCCCCUUGAGCCUACCACAGCUCUGCCUGCCACGGCUUCGCCCCUCGAGCCUCCCACAGCUCCGCCUGCCACGGCUUCGCCUCUCGAGCCUCCUACGGCUCCACCUUCCACGGCUCCGCCUUCAGAGUCUUCCACGUCUCUAGUCUGUGGCCACCUCCCAGGCCUCUUGACCCUAUCUCGACCCUGGUCUCCUGGGUCACCUGGCUGUCCACCUGGUCUGCUCUGGUCUUCUGGGUCUACUGUUCGUCCGCCUGAUCUGCUCUGGUCUCCUGGGUCUCCUGGCCGUCCGCCUGAUCUGCUCUGGUCUCCUGGCCGUCUGCCUGAUCUGCUCUGGUCUCCUUGGUCUCAUGGCCAUCUGCCUGAUCUGCUCUGGUCUCCUUGGUCUCAUGCCCAUCCGCCUGCUCUGGUCUUCUUGGUCUCAUGGCCGUCCACCUGGUCUCCUUGGUCUCCUGGCCGUCCACCUGAUUUGCUCUGGUCUCGUUGAUCCAUCUUGGCCUUGCCUCCCUUACCUGAAUCCCUUGGGCAUCAGGAGCCGCCCAUUAAGGGGGGGGGGGGGAUGUGUAUGUCAUGAUUCACUGUUGUUGUGCCUUGUGUUUUGCCCCUGUCAUCUGUUUCCCCCGGACUACACUUCCCAUAAUUCCCUGGCCUCGUCACUGUCAGCUGUUCCCAAUUGUUCUCACUAUUGUUCCAUUCCCUCUCCAAUUAGGCUUUGUGUAUAUAAUGCCCUGAUUUCUGUUCAGUCUUUGUCAGUUGUCGUUUUGCUCCUGUGUUAUGUACGUUUGUUUUAGUUCCCAGUUCCACUUGAUCAAUGGUGUAUUUGCAAAUCAAAUUGAAAUCUUUACUGACAGAUUUCGUAUCCAGGCAAACAAAAGACAUGGGUUCCCCCUCCGUACAAUGACAUUAGUGCGCACUAGCUCGCUGACAAACUGAGGUAGAAUUUAGCUCAAUUUACCUUAUAAAUGAUGAAUAAAGUGUAAGAUGUUGCAUGCUAGAAUCCUACAGUGAUCAGCAGGUCUGCUAAGAACAAGCAAUCUCUUCUGGUCAAUAGUUGUAAUAACAUCAUAAACUGAACGCAAUCUUUACAUAAUCCCUUUUUCAAAGAAACAAAAUCAAUCCUCAGUACAGCCCACAGACCGCCAGUUGCCCAUCCCUGCUGUAGUGUAUACCUUUGUAUGAAAUCUUAAGUUUUUGGGCAGUUUCAAGCAUUGUAUAGCCUUCUUCCCUCAAAACAAUGAUUGACUGAUGAGUUUCUAGAGAAAGCUGUUUUUUUGUUGUUGCCAUUUUUGACCUAAUAUUGACCUUAAGACAUGCCAGUCCAUUGCAUACUGUGGCAACUCAAAAACAACACAAAAGAGAAUGUUAUGUUUCAUUUAAUGAACCAAAUAGCUUUCAGCUGUGUUUGAUAUAAUGGCAAGUGAUUUUCUAGUACCAAUUAGUAAUUUAGCAUGAUUACUGUUGGAGUGAUGGCUGCUCGAAAUUUUUUAUCUAGAUUUGAUCAAAAAUGACUUUUUUCAAAUAGUGAUGGUGCUGUUUUUUUACAUCAGUAGUCAAGUCAUUUUUAUUUGAAAAUCAUGCAGAAAAUGAAACUGUAA
Messenger RNA from Myxocyprinus asiaticus (Chinese sucker), 6143 nucleotides. Its product is annotated as zinc finger protein 271-like. Gene Ontology annotation, biological process: negative regulation of transcription by RNA polymerase II. NCBI's taxonomy places the organism in Eukaryota, Metazoa, Chordata, Actinopteri, Cypriniformes, Catostomidae. Gene Ontology annotation, cellular component: nucleus. The transcript has 4 exons. The coding region runs from base 118 to 2964 and encodes 948 amino acids. The record is from RefSeq and is a predicted model, not a curated record. Gene Ontology annotation, molecular function: RNA polymerase II transcription regulatory region sequence-specific DNA binding; DNA-binding transcription repressor activity, RNA polymerase II-specific.